AUGUCAAACCAAAGCUUUGUAAAUGAAUUUGUCCUCCUGGGGAUUUCACAGAAUCCAGAUGUUCAGAAAAUAGUAUUUGUUUUAUUUCUAUCCAUCUACGUUGCAACAGUGAGUGGCAACAUGAUGAUUGUGGUGACCAUCUUUAAUAGCCCAGCACUCCUGGCUUCCCCAAUGUACUUCUUCCUGGCUUUCUUGUCCUCCAUGGAUGUGUGUGUCUCCUCUGUUACUGCCCCCAAGAUUAUUGCUGACCUUCCCUUUGAGAAGAAAACCAUCUCAUUUAGAGGCUGUAUGAUACAAAUUUUUUGUAUACACCUCUUUGGUGGGGUAGAAGUCAUUAUCCUCACAGCAAUGGCUUUUGAUAGAUAUGUGGCCAUCUGCAAACCUUUACAUUAUUCUUCCAUCAUGAAUUCAAGGCUCUGUGGCAUUCUGAUAGGAGUAGCCUGGAUAGGGGGCUUUUUGCAUUCCAUUAUACAAAUUGUCUUUACUUCUCAGCUACUAUUCUGUGGUCCCAAUAUCAUUGACCACUUCAUGUGUGACUUGUAUCCAUUACUGAAGCUUGCCUGUUCUGACACUUAUGUCUUCGGUCUUCUGGUGGUAGCCAACAGUGGCUGCUUCUGCAUCCUCAUCUUCUCCAUGUUGCUUGUGUCCUAUGGUGUCAUCUUGUUCUCCCUGAGAAAGCACAGUACUGAAGGAAAGAGGAAAGCCCUUUCCACCUGUGGAUCUCAUAUUAUUGUAGUGGUUUUGUUAUUUGUCCCUUGUAUAUUUGAGUAUGCUCGUCCUCCAAGUGUUUUCAGCUUUGACAAAAUGGUGGAGAUAUUCUACACCAUGCUAACUCCUCUGUUGAAUCCUUUGGUUUAUACUUUCAGAAAUAAAGAAGUAAAAAAUUCAAUGCGCAAAUUAUGGAAUACAUUGAUGGUACCAUCUUAUAAAAAGUAA
Messenger RNA from Suncus etruscus (white-toothed pygmy shrew), 936 nucleotides. Its product is annotated as olfactory receptor 4C15-like. NCBI's taxonomy places the organism in Eukaryota, Metazoa, Chordata, Mammalia, Eulipotyphla, Soricidae. Bases 1 to 936 code for a protein of 311 amino acids. Gene Ontology annotation, cellular component: membrane. Gene Ontology annotation, molecular function: olfactory receptor activity; G protein-coupled receptor activity. The transcript has a single exon. The record is from RefSeq and is a predicted model, not a curated record. Gene Ontology annotation, biological process: G protein-coupled receptor signaling pathway.